UAACUGUGCGAGUAUCUAGCAUAAAAAACAGCUGUUACAUUUGAAACGACAUAUCGAUGUAUAUUUCUUUCAACCUACCCUAGCUAGAUAUCACGCCUGCAAUAUUUUAAUAAAUUGCUGUAAUAUUUUGACCAUUUUCCGUAAACGAAAACGUCCCAAAAGCUACAUAGAAGAUAAACACGCAUGACCUCUGCCUUUUACGACGAAAAGGAGAAAGAACUGAAGUAUUACGACCAGUGACGAAGAGGAAAAGGGACAAUCUUCUUGUCGUUUUGGCCGUAUUACGAUAAUUAUAUAAAGAUGGUGAUGAUGAAGAAAUGUUGUUGUUUUGCGAAUACGGUUAGCGGCUCGAUAGCUAGCGGAGUGUUCUCUGCGAACUACAGCGCCAUCCAUCUUGUUUGGACCGGAUUUCAGUGGUAUCAGAUUUCACAAACAAACGGAGCUGAAUUUUCUCGUUACGGUGCCUAUGCCGCUGACAUCAUUGACGUCAUUGCUCUCAUCUGCCUCGCUAUCACAUCUGUCCUUCUCAUCUACGGAGUCGCAGAGGACAUGUGGAUGUAUCUCAUCCCAUAUGUUGCGACCAUCCCAGUCCUGCUCGUGCUCCAGAUCAUUACAUGGAUCGUCCGUAUAAGCAUCACGGCCUUUUAUGCAGAUGCUAUGAUAUUUGGUUUCAUUGUCUGGAUCUUCCUCCUACCAGUGCAUAUUAUCUGCAUAUUGUGUGUAGUCUCACUACUCCAGGAGUUUCGCACAGAGACCGGAAAGGAAGACAUUGAACAUGACAUCAUGUACUGAAUAAAUGAAUGUAAAUGUAUGUAAAGACAAACCAGAUAACGGUUCGGAUCCAUUCGAAGAAACCUAUAGAUCAAAACUGAAACUUUUGUAUUUAUCGUAACUUCAUAUAUGUUUGUGCAUGAACAUUACAUAUAU
Molecule: messenger RNA, 927 nt
Organism: Lytechinus variegatus (green sea urchin)
Lineage: Eukaryota; Metazoa; Echinodermata; Echinoidea; Temnopleuroida; Toxopneustidae
Exons: 6
Coding region: 301-792 (163 amino acids)
Source: RefSeq, a predicted model, not a curated record